UAGAAAAUGAGUUUCAAGUGCUUCACAUAGAUUGGGUUGAACUGAAGUGAAGACCAGACACCCUUAUUGCAGGAAUGUGCUCACUCCCCAUGGCAAGAUAUUACAUAAUCAGAGAUGCUGACCAGAAGAUUCUGUACAUAAGAGAUGACCAGCUUCUGGUGGGAGAUCCUGAUGCUGACAGCUGCAAUGCAGAGAAGAUCUGCAUACUUCCUAACAGAGGUCUGGACCGCACCAAGGUCCCUAUCUUCUUAGGAAUCCAGGGAGGGAGUCGCUGCCUGGGAUGUGUGGAGACAAGAGAGGGACCUUCCCUGAAGUUAGAGGAUGUGAACAUUGAAGAUCUAUACAAGGGAGGUGAACAGGCUACCCGCUUCACCUUCUUCCAGAGCAGCUUGGGAUCUGCCUUCAGGCUCGAGGCUGCUGCCUGUCCUGGCUGGUUCCUGUGUGGCCCAGAUGAGCCCCAACAGCCUAUACGGCUCUCCAAGGAGAGUGAGCCCUCAGCCCGCACUCAGUUCUACUUCGAACAGAGUCGUGCCUGAAUUCAGUGUUGAGCACAAACAGAAAGCAUAAUUA
Fukomys damarensis (Damara mole-rat) is the source of this 570-nucleotide messenger RNA. It is a transcript of the gene Il38, whose product is annotated as interleukin 1 family member 10. The transcript is spliced from 6 exons. The coding region runs from base 75 to 536 and encodes 153 amino acids. Gene Ontology annotation, biological process: inflammatory response to antigenic stimulus; cytokine-mediated signaling pathway; cellular response to lipopolysaccharide. Gene Ontology annotation, molecular function: interleukin-1 receptor binding; cytokine activity. Lineage: Eukaryota; Metazoa; Chordata; Mammalia; Rodentia; Bathyergidae. The record is from RefSeq and is a predicted model, not a curated record.